AGCGUCUUGCACUGACGAACUUAGUUGGCUUUUUUUGUUGUUGCUUUAGUUGAAUAAGGGCGAGAAACGCUGAAUAUAAACGUAUGGGACGAAAACAUAUUUCUUGUUCGAGUUUCAGUUUAGCUACCUCUAAAUAUUUCCAAUAUUUGGCUUUUCUUCCAAAAGUAGUUUUUUUGAUCCAAUGCGUAUAAAGAAGGGGAUUUUGUGUUGCUAGAUGAAGUAUUUACACUUUUGGGUCUACUUUAAAAGUGAAGCAAGACUGUUUAAACCUGUUCAUAUACAUUCUCUUUCACCAUAAGGUCGGGGUGAGUUUCUCUUUUACAUGAGGGUUUCAAAAAUUAUUUAAUGUCACGACACACAUGCGAAGUAAUUGCAGUCAACUAUUUAUUUUAGGGCCGCGUUCUAACACACCACUAAUGGACAGAUGGCAGGACAGUAGGCAUAUAAGUUGUUUUACAUUGCUUUUUAUUACGUUAAAGUUGUACACCUGUAUGCGUAACAGGUGAACAGAGAUUUGUUGCAGGGCAAAAAUUUGAAAAGCUCCAAGAAUACGUAAGCAAAGACGAAAACAUUUUGAUUGAAAGCAAAAAUGGACCCUUCAGAAGUUGUUUUAGAAUACUUACGUGUUCAAAAUCGCCCCUAUAGUACAAAUGACAUUUUCAACAAUCUGCACGAAGAGAUUAAGAAACCUACUGUCCAAAAAGCUCUAGACCAUCUUGCGAAAACAGGAGCAAUUAUAGAAAAGGCGUAUGGAAAACAGAAAGUUUAUGUGGUAAAACAAGAAGAUACGAACGUUAAAAAUUUUGAGCAAGAGUUACAGGAUUUGGAUUCAAAAUUCAAUGAAAUUUCCCAAAAACUUGCCUCAGCAGAACAAGAGUUGAAGAGUAAUGAAAAACUUUUAUGUGAUCUACAAUCAGCACCAACAACCAAUGCAGCUGAAUGUGAACAAAAACUACUUGAAAGUAGAAUCGAGGUAUUAAAGGCCAAGUUUGACAACAUUUCUAAAAACACUGUGAAUAUAUCAGAAUCUGAUAGCAAACAGAAACAAAAAGAUCAUGAAAGUAAUGUAAAGGAACUGAGAAAAAGAAGGCGGCUCUGCAUGGACAUUAUAGAAUCUAUUCUAGAAUUUUAUCCUAACUCUAAGAGGGCUCUGUUAGAUGAAGUGGGAAUUGAAACUGAUGAGGAUGUUGGCAUGCCACUUAACCUAUAAUGUUCUAAUGUCAAGUUACAUACAAGCUGUAUUAGUAUUGUAAGUUUAAAUGUUCAGAGUUGUUAUUUAUCUUUCAAGGUUCCUUUGAUUUCCUAGUUUCUAAGGAAGCAGUUUUGAAACUGUUAAUUCCUUAUUAAUAAAUUACAUUAAUAUGUUUCUUUCAUAUGGUAUAUGUUCAAUUUGCAAACAUUCUUGGAAAACAUGGCUGCCUUCUGGGUUGUGCUGUAGUCUGGUAGAAGUUUACUGAUGUUUCAGAAGGCCUUGCAAGGAUCCUUGAAACAUUGAUAAACUUUUACCAGGCUACAUGGUGCAAAAACUCAGAAGACAGCCAUUUUCAGACUCACCACUGGAAACCUCAAAUCCUAUUUAUUCUUGAAAAAGUAUCUUGUUGGGGGAACCACUCCUGUGCACCUAUCUGUCCACAAAAUGUAAUUCUCACAUAUUGCCUUCCUGUCACAAAAUCUGCCUUUAUACUUCUUGAGACCAGGAACUAUAAAAAAUAUGUACUGUGUACACAUCAACAAUUGUAUGCAUUGAAAUAUGAAACCUAAAGGUGGCGACUGACUU
Zootermopsis nevadensis is the source of this 1777-nucleotide messenger RNA. RefSeq names its product homologous-pairing protein 2 homolog. Gene Ontology annotation, biological process: homologous chromosome pairing at meiosis; meiotic joint molecule formation; meiotic strand invasion involved in reciprocal meiotic recombination. The record is from RefSeq and is a predicted model, not a curated record. Gene Ontology annotation, cellular component: DNA recombinase auxiliary factor complex; condensed nuclear chromosome. Lineage: Eukaryota; Metazoa; Arthropoda; Insecta; Blattodea; Termopsidae. Gene Ontology annotation, molecular function: recombinase activator activity; double-stranded DNA binding.